This is a messenger RNA of Harmonia axyridis, 1326 nucleotides long. RefSeq names its product methionine aminopeptidase 1. The record is from RefSeq and is a predicted model, not a curated record. NCBI's taxonomy places the organism in Eukaryota, Metazoa, Arthropoda, Insecta, Coleoptera, Coccinellidae. Gene Ontology annotation, biological process: proteolysis. Gene Ontology annotation, molecular function: metalloaminopeptidase activity. The transcript is spliced from 6 exons. The coding region runs from base 144 to 1277 and encodes 377 amino acids.
CACAGAGAAAACAAAGUAACAUAACCUUCAUCUGAUUUGAGGUUAAGGUUGACUCGAAAGGAGUGGAGUGUUAUUCUUAAAUCUAGUUACUGGUACUGUCAUAAAUAUUUGUAUUUAAUUCAAUUUCAUUAGUAAGUAUCGAAAUGUCUGCACAAGGAACUUGCGAAUCUCCUAAUUGUUCAAAACCUGCAAAAUUACAAUGCCCAACAUGCAUCAAAUUAGAUAUACCUGGAUCAUUUUUCUGCUCUCAGGAAUGCUUUAAGGCAAACUGGAAGGGCCACAAAAUUAUUCAUAUAUUAGCUAAAGGCGAAGGUCCCAGUGAUGAUACCGAAAAAGCCUAUAAUCCAUGGCCAUAUUUCCAAUUCACUGGUAAGUUGAGGCCGUUCCCUCAAUCGGCAAAAAGGACAGUGCCAGCCUCGAUAAUGAGGCCUGAUUAUGCUGACCACCCACAAGGGUACCCAGUCAGCGAACAAGCUGUUAAAGGUACUAGUCAAAUCAAGGUUCUAGACGAUGAAGAAAUAGAAGGAAUGAGAGUGGCCUGUAAAUUAGGAAGAGAAGUUUUGGAUGAGGCUGCUAGAGUUUGUGAUGUCGGAGUUACUACAGACGAAAUAGAUCGUAUUGUGCAUGAGGCCUGCAUUGAGAGGGAUUGCUACCCUUCCCCUCUUAACUAUUAUGAAUUCCCAAAAUCAUGUUGUACAUCUGUGAAUGAAGUUAUUUGUCACGGAAUUCCCGAUACAAGACCCCUUCAGGACGGAGACCUUUGUAAUGUUGACAUUACUGUAUACCAUAAUGGCUUUCAUGGUGACCUUAAUGAAACAUUUUUUGUUGGAAAUGUGAGCGAUAAGCACAAGAAUCUGGUUAAGGUUACCUAUGAGUGUUUGGAGAAGGCCAUUCAGUUUGUUAAACCUGGUGAAAAGUACAGGGAUAUUGGAAACAUAAUACAAAAACACGCCCAGGCGAAUGGUUACUCUGUUGUCAAGAGUUAUUGUGGACAUGGGAUCCACAGACUCUUCCACACUGCCCCAAAUGUACCCCAUUAUGCAAAGAAUAAAGCAAUCGGCAUAAUGAAACCUGGUCACUCAUUUACCAUUGAGCCAAUGAUCUCAGAAGGAACCUGGAAGGAUAUCAGCUGGCCCGACCAGUGGACUGCGGUAACAGCUGAUGGACUUUGGUCCGCCCAGUUCGAGCAAACCUUACUGGUUACAGAUACAGGUUGCGAAAUAAUGACUCGAAGAAGAAACAACAAUGGAUUACCUCAUUUCACAGAUAAAAUAUGAAAAUUUUUGUUGUGUUCACCUUGAUUAAAAUAUUAUUUUAAUCUGAAAA